UAAUUGUUUUAAAGACUUUUAUGGUCCAUAAAAUAUUGGCCCAUUUAUAAUUACACUAACAACCCCUAUCUUCUAAUUUCUUCUUUCUUCACUGCGUCGCUGUGAGCUUAUCUUAUCCUCUUCAGUGGAUAUAAUUUUUUUGGUUUUAUCUCUUUUUUUUUGAUAGAAAAAUUCAGAUUAAAUCGGAAUCGAAUCUCAUUUUCAGAUUCCGAAAUUUUCGGAACAUAGAUUGUUGUUCCGAAUAAAAUAAUCAGAAAUAUUCCAAAAGGCUCAUUUUCCGAUCGGAGAGGAUUCAACAUGAAGUAGAUUAAUAAUGAACCCAUGCUAUAAAAGAACAGACGAGGGUGAGUUGUAAUAUUCGUUGAAAAUUAAUUAAAAUAUAUAGAUGGAUAAAAAACAAGAGAAAAACGAGGAUGACGAGUUUUCGGAGUCGUUUCUUCAAACACUUGAGCAACAAACAAACUGGGACGGAAGUCCGAUGGUGAAAUACCGAGGCUUUUGGUAUUUGAAAAGAUUUAUCCGACAGGAACUUUCGUCUCAUAAGCACUUCAAAGCAAGAGAUUCCGACAUAAUAUUGUCGACCCUUCCUAAAUCAGGAACCACCUGGCUGAAAGCCCUCGCUUACUCAAUAGUCAACCGCGAUACUAUCUAUCGAGACAUUGGUCAAAACCCUCUACUCACAUGCAAUCCCCACACACUUGUGCCCUUCCUAUUCAUGUUUGAAGAAAACAACCCUCAUGAAUUCGAUCAACCCACCGAUCCAAGAAUCUUCGCAACCCACACGCCUUUCGAAGCCCUAGCUGAUUCGAUACGCCAGUCCGCAUGCAAAAUCAUCUACGUGUGUAGAAACCCUUUGGAUCAGUUCGUCUCGAUCCGCCAUUUCUUGAUCGACAACAAGAUUGAGAAAGACCACGCGGGCCCGCUCGGACUAGACGAGAGUUUCGAUAUGUUUUGCGAGGGAACUCAUCCGGUCGGGCCCUUUUGGGACCAUAUGACUGGCUACUGGAAUGCCCAAUUGGAGAACCCUCGUAAAGUGUUGUUUCUAAAGUACGAGGAUAUGAAAGAGGAUAUUGUUUUCAAUGUGAAGAAGAUUGCCGAUUUUCUUGGUUGUCCGUUUUCGUCGGAGGAAGAAGAACGAGGCAUGGUUGAAGAGAUCUCGGAGAUGUGCAGCUUUCAGAGUUUGAAGAAUGUGGAUAGGAAUGGAUAUUCCUUCAAGGGUAUAUUUAAGAAUAGUACAUUCUUUAGGAAGGGAGAAGUUGGAGACUGGAGCAAUUGUUUGACUCCCGCCAUGGCUGAACGCAUGAAGAAGCUCGUCGAGAUCAAGUUCCAGGGGUCUCCUGGUUUAACAUUCAAGAUUUGAUUAAUAAAAACAAGACAGCUGUUAAUUCGUGUAAUAAUAUGAUAUGUAUGUGUGUUGUUUGUGCUUUGAUUUAUGCUCUCCUUUUUAUUAUGUGAACUUUAAUAAGUGUGCUUGUAUUAGUUGGUAUUGGUGUUUAUGUUGCUUUCUUUGGUUAUUGAAUAAAAUGAUUAUUGGUAUCAA
Molecule: messenger RNA, 1540 nt
Organism: Erythranthe guttata (spotted monkey flower)
Lineage: Eukaryota; Viridiplantae; Streptophyta; Magnoliopsida; Lamiales; Phrymaceae
Product: cytosolic sulfotransferase 15
Molecular function (GO): sulfotransferase activity
Source: RefSeq, a predicted model, not a curated record